GAACAUUUACGGCAUUGACUGCCAGUGAGUGAGUUCAAGUCGGCUGCUUUCUGGUUCAGUUUCGGGGUCUUAGAGGCAGCCUGGGAGUCCAGCAAGGAGAAUCUGAUCUCCUCCUGCCCUACCCCUAUUGCCUGGAGUUUGGAGACUUUUUCCCGGGAGACCGUCCCAGGAGGAGGAGGAUGGGCGGCAGAGGCAGCAAAUUAAACUGCUACAAAUCCCCCAACAAGAGGCGCCGAGAGGCAGGGCAGCCACCAAGAACUGAGCCCAUUGAGCUGGACCCCUUGCAAAAAGACAAAGACCCAGAUCCUCAUCUCUUCCAUGAUGAGCAGCAGCAACUGGACAUGGUCCAUGCUCUCCAGAAGCAUCAAAAAGAGUCAGAGAAGCUGAGCCCAGAGCAUCAGACCAGGGAAGUGGAAAUCCAGGUGGUGGAUGAACAGGAAUUAGAGCUUCGUGAAAAACUUGCUGAGCAGCUCAAAGUAUUGCAAAGGGAGCACGAAGAGACCUUACAAGCACUCCAGGCCUCUCAUGAAAAGGAAAAAAUGGUCCUCAUGGAUUCCUUCCAGGUGGACAAGGCAGCCCUGCAGGAGACCAUAGAUGGACUAACUUCUCAGAUGGAGGUCUUCCAAGCCAAGAUGAAAAGAGUAGAGGAAUCUAUCCUGAGCAGAGAUUAUAAGAAACAUAUCCAGGACUAUGGGAGCCCCAGUCAAUUUUGGGAGCAGGAGCUGGAGAGCUUGCACUUUGUCAUCGAAAUGAAGAAUGAACGUAUCCAUGAACUGGAUAGGAGACUGAUCCAAAUGGAAACAGUGAAAGAGAAGAACCUGUCAUUAGAAGAGAAAAUUACAGUACUGCAGCAGGAGAAUGAGGAUCUUCAGGUUCGGGGAUGGAACCACCAACGGGUGUCAAGGCAGCUUUCAGAGGACCUUUUUCUUGUCCGUGAGGCCCUGGAGAAAGAGUCACAGCUUCGUCAACAGAUCCAACAGGAGAAAGAAGAGCUGUUAUAUCGGCUUGUCACCAGCGAUUCCCCAGCAGCCUUUCCACUGACUUCUGCUAAAGUGUCCUACCUUGCCACAUAGCCUGAGAACUCCAGCUGUGAGGAUGUUGAAGGAGGGCCAGUGGGCAGAAGAAAGGGAAUAAUCAGGAAGACCUCCCUUCUCCAGGCCAUUGGCUCUGCUAGCUGCUGCCAUGGGCUGUUCUCUGCCAUUACAGGCAGCCCAGGGAUUUCCCCCGAAGCCAGACUCAACCUUUCCUGAUGGACAGUAGGAGGCAGGAUGGGGAGCUUUUCUUUAGAGGCAGCUUGUGUAGGGAAAGCGUGCUGAGCUGACUCCUGGGUUCCUGUCCUGGCUCAGCCCCAGACUGAAAGCAGGUGGCUGCCCUUCUCUUAGUCUCAGGUUUCUACUCGGUAAAGCAAAAGGCUUAGACAGAGGAUGUGCGUUCACUGUUCUCCUUGUGGCAUCUACAAGUUCAGGGUGAGGAGGGGGCUGGGUCUUUUUUUCUGAUCCUUGGAGGUUAAAGGCCACCUAUUGUCUUUGCUCUUUGCCCUCAGAAGCAGGUGUGCCCUGUCUUCUUUCUCCUGUCAAAGUUCCCCUUCCCCCGGGGGAAACAGAGGAACAAAAUGAAGGAAGGUAGUAGGGUGAACUGGCCUCCUGAAUCUCAGAGGCUAGACCCAUUAUAGAGCAAGGCCAUUGUUUAGGGCUCAGGGCACUGUUGUUCCUUCCCUCCCCAUGGGGCAGGGUCCUCAGCAGUCCCCAUUAUUGGCUUGUAGCCCCGAGGGUC
Phascolarctos cinereus (koala) is the source of this 1773-nucleotide messenger RNA. It is a transcript of the gene CCDC69, whose product is annotated as coiled-coil domain containing 69. NCBI's taxonomy places the organism in Eukaryota, Metazoa, Chordata, Mammalia, Diprotodontia, Phascolarctidae. The record is from RefSeq and is a predicted model, not a curated record. Gene Ontology annotation, molecular function: microtubule binding. Gene Ontology annotation, cellular component: nucleus; cytoplasm.